AUGUCCAAAGUUCGGAUGCAUAUAGAACAGAGGGAGCGUGAUUUCUGGAAAGGCGAAGGGGACCUUCUGGAUCCGCUCGAAGAGGUGGCCUUUAUUGAACAUAUGUUUCAAAGCGUCCAACACGAUAUCGACUCCUCCACCCCGGAUCGGUUCCUUUCUUCUGCAACCCAAGCAAAUUCCAACAGAAACCCUGACCUUCCACCAUCUUUGAGCCGCGGCCUCUCCUAUAGAGCGAGCCAGAUCGAAAAUAGUUGGAGAUCGGCCACGGUUGAUGCGGAACGGCGCUUCACCAACACAAGGAGCGACCUUGAGAAACAAGCCACCGAUACGGCACGACAGAUGGAGCAUAGAAUUAAUGAUACAGCACAACGGGUGGAGGAGCGAACUAACGAUACCGUGCAUGCAGCCGAGAAGAGGAUGGCAGAGACAUCGCACAAAGCCGAAGAUCAUGCAAAGGACACCGAGUCGAAGAUGUUGCAAGUUGCGGAAAAUACUGCUGAGAAAGUGCUGCAUAUGUUGAAGGACAGAAGAGGUCCAGGGUAG
Molecule: messenger RNA, 543 nt
Organism: Cyphellophora europaea CBS 101466
Lineage: Eukaryota; Fungi; Ascomycota; Eurotiomycetes; Chaetothyriales; Cyphellophoraceae
Exons: 1
Coding region: 1-543 (180 amino acids)
Source: RefSeq, a predicted model, not a curated record